AUGGAACACAUUGCCAAAUCAACUCUUCUCUACAAGGCCAGAAGGAUCUGCAUGCUUAAUGCAGAUGUCCAUAAAUUCACUGCUGACCUAAAUGAGCAUUGGGCCAAGGCCAAAGCCAUGGGCUUCAAUCUGACAAGAGUCCUCAAGAUCAAGACUCUUAUCAAUCAGGCAAGAACUGAAGGCAAGACCACACAAGCUUUUGUUGCUAAUGGGAAAAUCACAAACCAGGACACCUACAGCAUGGGAAAACCAGGUCCCAAUGGCCAUCAAAGAUGUUAUUACUGUCAGGGAGAAAACCACAUUAGUCAUUUCUGCCCUAAGAAUCCAAAUGCAUAUCACACUCCCUUGGAACAACAACCCAACUCAUGGGUUAUAGACUCAGGGGUGACUGACCAUAUUACAAAUGACAAUACAACUCUCAUUUCACCAUCUCCAUGCACCAGAUUUGUGAAAACUGCUGGUGGAAUGAGAAUUAAAAUCAAGGCUAGAGGCCAAGUCAUUGUCAAUGUUGAUGGACACAAGGUAUAUCUCAACAAUGUACUUUAUGUUCCAGAAGCAAGUGUAAAUCUAAUGUCAGUGCAAGCUCUAACAAACAACAGUGUACAUGUGAUAUUUAUUCCAGAGAAUGCACACCUUAAGUGGCCCAACAGCCAUGAAGUAAAAGGAUAUACUAAUAUCCAUAUGAGGCAUUGGGAAAUCCACCCAACAAAGGCAGAAGCCCUCAUAUCAACAAUAGAUGAUGAAAUGAAUGAUCUACCAGAACAACUCAAUACCAAUGACCCACCAAAACCACAAAGUUUCACUAGGGAUUUCAUUCAUGAACGAUGUGGUCACCCCAGCUGUGACAAAAGCAGAAUGAUAGAAAACACAUACAACAUCAAGAUCAGACCAUACAAAUGUCAAGACUGCAUGGUGAGCAAGUCAAUGAAAGCACAAAUGGGACAAGGUAGUGGUGAAUGUGCCAAGUAUCCAUUAGAGCUUCUACACAUUGACUUGGCAACACACUUCUCAACAAAAACAGAAUUCACCUCCAUAUUGGUGGCAGUAGAUGAUGCAUCCAGUUUCACUUACAUCAAGCCUCUAUGUUCAAAGGCUGAUGCAUUACAAGUAUUGAAAGAAUGGGUCAACUAUGCCGAAACUCAAACUGGACACAAACUCAAGGCUCUCUGGUCAGACAAUGGAAUGGAAUGGAUCAAUGCAAACACAAUCGCAUGGCAGAAUGAUGCAGGCUUUUGA
This is a messenger RNA of Ustilago hordei, 1236 nucleotides long. RefSeq lists its product as uncharacterized. The record is from RefSeq and is a predicted model, not a curated record. Gene Ontology annotation, molecular function: nucleic acid binding. Bases 1 to 1236 code for a protein of 411 amino acids. Gene Ontology annotation, biological process: DNA integration. The transcript has 3 exons. Lineage: Eukaryota; Fungi; Basidiomycota; Ustilaginomycetes; Ustilaginales; Ustilaginaceae.